UUAUAUUUUAUAUCGAUAUAUAAGCAGAGGUACAGUUGUAAAAGUAAAUAUCGAAAAUCCAGCCUUUGCUGGUGUUGGUAAAUUAAUUCCUGGUUUUAAAGAUUCCCAACACUUACGGUGGCGUUUAAAUUUUUGUUGGCUUGUUUGUUUACAUGGCUUUUUGAUUAAAAAUAAUAAUAUAAAGUAAUUGGCUCAGUAAGUCUUUUAACUAUGUAUUCAAAUCGGACAUUUGGAGAAGCAAUUGAGGAUUAUGAAGUACAGCACUUGUUGGGCAAAGGUGGUUUUGCGAGUGUCUACAAGGCGCGAUGCCUGCACACUCACCAGGAUGUGGCCAUUAAAAUGAUCGACAAGAAACUGAUUCAAGGUACUGGGCUUACCAACCGCGUACGUCAGGAGGUUGAAAUUCACUCCCGCCUCAAGCAUCCUUCUGUGCUCCAGUUGUACACUUUUUUCCAGGACUCCAACUAUGUGUACUUGGUGUUAGAGUUGGCGCACAAUGGAGAACUUAAUCGCUACAUGAAGCAUAUCUCCAGACCAUUUACAGAGGUGGAAGCUGCAUCAAUCCUUAAGCAGGUGGUUGCAGGUCUUCUGUACCUCCACUCGCACAACAUCAUGCACCGGGAUAUAUCGCUAUCCAACCUACUCCUUAGCCAAGAAAUGCAUGUAAAGAUCGCUGACUUCGGACUGGCUACUCAGCUGAAGCGACCGGAUGAGCGCCAUAUUACAAUGUGUGGGACCCCCAAUUAUAUUUCGCCUGAGGUGGUUUCACGAGUGUCCCACGGUCUACCGGCGGAUGUCUGGAGCGUGGGCUGUAUGCUUUACACUCUGCUGGUGGGACGACCACCAUUUGAAACUGAUGCCGUGCAGUCAACCCUUAACAAAGUGGUAAUGUCUGAAUACCUAAUGCCGUCUUACUUGUCUUACGAGGCACAGGACUUAAUAAAUAAGUUGCUUAAGAAACUCCCUCACGAACGAAUUACCCUUGAAGCGGUCCUUUGCCAUCCAUUUAUGUUAAAAAAAUUGGAUAAUAGCUCAAAUGCUGGACAUUCCACGCCGGGAGCGUUGAAUGUUUUCAGCCAGAGCCUGGAAAGCACCGAUAGUGGAAUCAUAACAUUUGCUAGCAGUGACUCUAGGAACUCUCAGCGGAUUCGUUCUGUGGACAACUCAGGUCCACAGCAAGUGCUUCCCCAAAUACGAGAGGAAUUCGAGGAUCUUCACCGUUUACCUUAUGAGCAGCCUGGUUUAUUUCGGCAAACUUCAGCUGGUAUGGGAGAGCCCAAUCGGCCAGGAACAGCCAAGAUUCAACCUUUGCGCAUGGACAUAGUAUCAAAUUGUAGACCAGCACCUUUGACGGAAGAACGCAUUUCUGUGCCGCCAUUGAACACAAUCAGAUUGUUACCGACGCGUUAUAGGACAAAGAAUGUUGUAAUGAGUAUUUUGCAAAAUGGUGAGGUGGUCCUGGAGUUCCUAAAGUUUCGGCCGAAGUAUAAUGAAGAUCGCAUUACCGACAUUUGCCGAAUAUCGGAUGACGGGCAACGUAUCAUAGUUUAUCAGCCAGAUCCUGGGCGUGGUCUAGCAGUGAGAGAUCAGCCACCGGAUCUUCAAAUACCAAGCGGAGACUGCGUCUAUAGCUACGAAAAUUUGCCAAGCAAACAUUGGAAAAAAUAUAUAUACGGAGCUCGAUUUGUGGGCCUGGUCAAGACGAAAACACCGAAAGUCACUUACUUCAGUGGCCUCGGCAAAUGUCAAUUGAUGGAGACCAUGAAUGACUUUGAGAUUCGUUUUUAUUCGGGUGCCAAGCUGCUGAAGUCGCCUUCCGAUGGUCUUAAAGUGUACGAUGCAAAUGGUAUGCUGCUGUCGGAUCAUUCCUGUCCGGAGCCCCGAUCUUUAAUAGAGCAUGGAAACGAGUGUUUCACCCACUGUGUUAACAUCAGUAAUGCCUUGGAAAUUGCUCAGACAAAAGACAAUACAUGUUUUCCAGUCACAAUAGGGCGAAGACCUGUACCAGAUGUACAGUCAGCUCAGAGAUUAGACGGUCUUAGGGAUACCACAAACUUUGCGUUUUCUACACCGAAAUCUAAUCAGGGUUCAAUUAACUUUUCCGUGAGCACUAUUUCGUCAACUCGAAAUACCACAGAUUUCGAAACAAAUAGUUCCAGGUCCAACAUGCUAGCCGCCCAUCAAAAUAUUCCUAUCAAACGCAUCAACGUUCCUGAUAUUGGAAUCGCUACUGAGCUUUCCCAUGGAGUUAUUCAAGUGCAAUUUUAUGAUGGAUCCGUGAUCUCUGUUAUUCCAAACAUUCAAGGGGGUGGUAUAACCUUCACCCAAGCCAAUGGAAACUCAACCCACUUUGGCAAAGACGACGACUUGCCAUUCGCGGUCAGAGAUAGAAUCAGUCAGAUACCAGCCAUUCAGAUUAAGUUAAAGACCGCUCCGUUGUUGGGAAGCGGCAGGAAGAUUGACUAUAACAAUGCAAUGACACCUAAAACGACAACGCCUUGCUAUAAUCGCAUGCUUUUAUAAUUCUAAAAGAUCAGCUUAUUAAGCCUUUAAAGUUUAUGAAUGUAAUUGUAUUGUAAAUUUAAGGUAAAUAUAUUUUUUAAGUUUUCCCUGUGCUUAUUAUAAUGAGUAACUCAGUUUGAUUUAAAAGUAUUAAAUGUAAAAAUAAAUUUUUUCAAAAAUUCAA
Messenger RNA from Drosophila eugracilis, 2686 nucleotides. RefSeq names its product serine/threonine-protein kinase PLK4 (gene SAK). The transcript has 7 exons. The record is from RefSeq and is a predicted model, not a curated record. Gene Ontology annotation, molecular function: protein kinase activity; protein binding; ATP binding. NCBI's taxonomy places the organism in Eukaryota, Metazoa, Arthropoda, Insecta, Diptera, Drosophilidae. Gene Ontology annotation, biological process: protein phosphorylation. Bases 211 to 2523 code for a protein of 770 amino acids.